This is a messenger RNA of Cucurbitaria berberidis CBS 394.84, 864 nucleotides long. RefSeq lists its product as uncharacterized. The transcript is spliced from 2 exons. NCBI's taxonomy places the organism in Eukaryota, Fungi, Ascomycota, Dothideomycetes, Pleosporales, Cucurbitariaceae. The coding region runs from base 202 to 702 and encodes 166 amino acids. The record is from RefSeq and is a predicted model, not a curated record.
UGUGAGAUGCUGCAAGUAAUUGCUAUGUGGGCCAGUGGCAGAUUUGUUUGCUGUGGAUAUUCCUUUGCGUUGGCAAGUCGUACCGAGCAAGGAUCCAGAUGAGAUGCAUACCUCCCAACCACCCCUCUGUCGAUGGUAAUGCUCAAAUAGCUCGUGGGAUCAGCGAAAUUCUGCAGAAGAACAUCCUCCACCACACUCGUUAUGCAUUCAUCCAUAUUCACGGCCUUCAUAGGUCUUGUGGCCACCUCACUGGCUCUCCCAACCGCCUCGCCAUCAGCACUUCCUACAACUACAAACUUCACCGUCCGCGCCUUUUAUGCCUCCCUCGCCGCACCAGAUGCCCCAGUAGCGUACCAGCAACAGUCCUGGGCAGACUUCAUCAUCGACGACGGCGAUUAUAAUACGCUUUGCACCGUCAUGAGCAAGCCUAACGAGGCACUCUACUCAACCUACAAGUACUACCCCUGUGAGAAAGAGGACUCGGAUCCGGAUGUCUCGUUCUCGUUCAGGAUUUCCAAGAACUUCAGGGAGCUUGAGGUGAAGAAGACGUGGAAUAGUAAUGGAACCUACCUGACGGGAUUUGCGACACAAGAGACCCAUUGGAAGGAGGGUGAGAGUGGGAACGUUACGGUUAGUGAGUACGGGAAGCUGUAUCAGAGGUUUGGGAUGUGGAAUUUCGAGAUUACGAGAUUGAUCGGGUAGCCGGGCAUGCCAGAAGAGAAGGCCAACGACCUGUGACGGGUUGUGAUUGAUGGUUGGUGAAGAAAUGAGAACAAAAGUGGAAAUCAUUAAUUAAAUUGUCAGGUAGCCCCAGUGUCUCUUCUCUUAACGCAUAGCUGCAAGGGUGAAAUCCGUACUCCAGGA